AUGAAACAGUACUUCGAGGAUUACGAUGUGGUGGAUCCUUUGGAACCACGACAUGCUUUCUAUGGUGGUCGAACCAACGCAGCGAAACUCUUCCACGAAUGCAAAGAGGAUGAGAAGAUAAGGUAUGUUGUUAGUGCAUCCCAAUAGAUCUAGGAACAGGAGUUUAAUUAAUGUCCUUUUUUCUUACAGGUACGUCGACUUCACCAGUCUCUAUCCCUGGUGUAACAAGAUGACCAAAACGGUGAUUGGUCGGCCUCGUAUCAUCACUGAAAACUUUGAUGAUAUUACCACUUACUUUGGCUUGAUCAAGUAUUACCACCUCGUGGACUUUUCCAUCCAGUCCUUCCCUAUCGAACCCAAGGCAAACUGAUGUUUCCUCUGUGCAAAGCCUGCGCUGAUACGUGUAACCAAACCCCUUGUACUCAUUCCGAGCGUGAAAGAGCUAUCCAAGGAACCUGGUGCAGCGUGGAAUUAGAGAAAGCCCUGGAGAAAGGUUACCGUAUCCUCCAAAUGCACGAAGUGUGGCAUUUUCCCGAAACCUCUGACACGCUGUUCAAGGACUAUGUGGACACUUUCCUCAAAAUCAAGCAAGAAUCCAGUGGUUAUCCCAAGAAUUGUACCACCGAGGAACAGAAACAGCAGUACGUCGACGAAUACUUGGCAGUCGAAGGAAUACAACUAGAUCGAGAAAAGAUCGAACACAAUCCAGGGAUGCGUGCAUUGUCCAAACUGAUGCUGAAUUCGUUUUGGGGUAUGUAUUUUUAA
This is a messenger RNA of Paramuricea clavata, 765 nucleotides long. Lineage: Eukaryota; Metazoa; Cnidaria; Anthozoa; Malacalcyonacea; Plexauridae. The record is from the annotation of a GenBank genome assembly.